Molecule: messenger RNA, 2490 nt
Organism: Peronospora belbahrii
Lineage: Eukaryota; Oomycota; Peronosporomycetes; Peronosporales; Peronosporaceae
Source: the annotation of a GenBank genome assembly
AUGGAGCUCAUACAACAAACGUCUUCCCCUGACACUGUUGGUGAUUUUCUACGAGAAUUAUUGGGUGGGAAAGAAUAUAAUCGAACAGAAGCGACACGACUACAGAUACGACGACCGUUACGUUUAAAGACACUUUUUAGUACAAUUAUUGGCCAAUUACCAGAGACGGAACAAAUUCGAGCAUUAGAGGCACUUAUUAGUCUUGUACGUAGCAGUUGUGGAAAUGUCGAAGCUUGUUCAACUGCAGGUUUACAGCAUGAAAUUCUCGGAUUUCUUAGUGAGCGAGGUUUAUUUCCCGAUCCACAAUUACCUCAUACAGUAUUGAAGAAACUAUUGAAAGUCUUUCUCUACUUGGCUUAUCAUUCUGUAAGUAUUGAUGAUAUUCAAGCCAUGCUCAAGGUCUUUCGUAGUAAUCGCAUGGUACAUCAAGAACCAGAUGAUCAAGCUGUGAGUUAUUACUUGUCGACACUCGAGAUGAUUGCCCGUGAUUCGUUUGGACCGGCGUCCUUUUUUGAUCUAAAUGGUGAAUUCUCGGGACUUUUAAUGCCAGUGCUCCCAGCAUUUCCAAAUAAUGGAUAUACCUUUUGUGCGUGGAUCAAGUUUGAGCUUUUACCCGAAGAAGUGGCACCAUUGUUUACGUUUUGUGGAAAAACUGGAGUCGGCAUCAUGUGCUCAUUCUUACGCUCGUCGCUCAUGAUUACGAGUUUUGAUAAACGGAAAAAUGAUGGACACGUGGAAGUUCCGGAUCUUGUAACACUUGGUAGGUGGCACUUUCUGUGUAUCACGCACACACAUCGUCAAUUCCGUGGAUCAAAGCUGGAUGUGUAUCUUAACUCGGAAUUGCGCCAGAGUGUGCGGUUGGCAUACCCGAACACAGCCCUCAUGGCUCCUGUUGUAAAGGCAUAUCUGGCUAUGCGCGAAAGUAAUGGUUUCAACUCGCUACGGAUCUUACUCGGGCCCACGGCGCUCUUUGGACAGGCUUUGCCUGCUAGCAUCAUCAAUAGUAUUCACAAUGUCGACGAGUACGAUGCGCUAGUGUUCCAAUUUAACUCCUACAUUUCUUCGUCAUCCACGUCAUCCAGUGCUGGUGUCAAUGGGGCACUCGGGACUUCGGGAGGACUUAACGCUCCUGGGAGCUCGACUGACGGAUUGCUGCUUGCCUAUGAUGCCCGCCACUGCGAUCGACUAAAAGGGUUGUGCUAUGAUUCUAGCGGUAAUGACUACCAUGCAGCUGCUGCUAGUGCAGGAGUUCGAUUGAGGCAUGCUGGAACGUUUAAGCAAGCGGUGGCACAGUUAGGUGGUCCGCUUGUGUUUCUUCCGUUGUUAGUGACAUCUACUAUUGCCAUUGUUUCUACUGUGAAUGCUACAGCGACCACUUUGAGCGCAAACGACGCAACAAAGUCAUCUGCAGCUACUGGAAACACUUUGACAGGACCAAGUGGUGCUUUAACGACACAGUUCGACGAGGAUUCAGACUUCCUAAAACAGAUGAGUGACCUGCUUGCGCGUCCGAUGGGUGUGCGCAGUAUUCCGAUAGUUGUGUUGCUAAUCGCUGAGAUUAUGCGCCAUUCGCUCGUCAAUAAGUUUAUCUUCCGACGCAGUCAAGGCGUUCGCCUUAUGGCACUGUUGAUGCGUUCGUUGCCACCAGAGUACUUGACACCCGAUCUAUUAAUUGCAAUUGAGCGGUUGCGCAGCGCUGUGAUUUCGGACCGAAUUUUGGCGGACGAGAUAUAUAAGUUCUUACUAUUCAAUUUUCGGGUUUGGGUGAACGCGCCUGUGGAUCUUCAGGACAUUAUGUUUGACAAGCUGGAAAUAAUGACCCGUAAGGACAGCACGAACUUGUCCCCAGCUUCUACACGCCAUUUUUUACGUUGUUUGUCGUGGAUUUACUGGAAGGUUCCCACUUCAACAUCACUCCGACGCGCCCGGAAAUUCUCUUCCGGGGAGAUUGAUCUGCUGCGGAAGCGUGUACUGGCGAUGAUUCAGAUCGUACUAUGUGAAUCCCCUCCGGCAAAAAUUGCUGGGUCAGUGAUGCCGUUUCCUCCAAAGGGCAAGGAGAUAAAGUCUCAGCUGUCCUACGAAAGCACGCGCACUCUUAUCUUCUGCAUGAUCGGUAAGCCUAGCAAUCCCAUGAUCCCUGGACUGAACAUUGAUGGAACACCGACCAUCCAUGAGAUAGGACCGUCAAACGGGGCAUCAUCGUCGGCAACUGUCUCGUCCUCACCAAGCGCUAAGAGCAUGCCUGAGAGUGAUCUCGACUUUUGUGGUUCAGUCAUAGAAAAUGUGCCAGAAAUUGAUUUGCCCGAUUUGCUGCAAUUAUUGAUUGAGCUAUCGGUGCAGUCUACGGCUCCUGCAGGAAUGCUGGACCUCUUUGGUCGCUUGGGGGGGCCUUCGUAUCUGGUUGCCAUUGCUGGGGUUUUCGAACGAUAUCAUUCGCGUGAUGACUCUGCGAUUGCUGCGCACGUACUUGUUUUUGAAAUGCGAGUGUAG